Molecule: messenger RNA, 6917 nt
Organism: Plectropomus leopardus (leopard coralgrouper)
Lineage: Eukaryota; Metazoa; Chordata; Actinopteri; Perciformes; Serranidae
Gene: osbpl6
Product: oxysterol binding protein-like 6
Cellular component (GO): perinuclear endoplasmic reticulum; plasma membrane; cytosol
Molecular function (GO): cholesterol binding
Source: RefSeq, a predicted model, not a curated record
UGAGCGGAGCAUCACAGCCCGCAUUCAAGGAAACGGGCAAGCACAGCACUUUUUUUGACUUUCCAUAAUGUUCUAGCCUCCGUGCAACACCAGUCCUUUAAAAACAAGAAAUAUAUACAUUUCGACGUGGAUCCGUAUGGACGCUGUUUGUCUUUGAGAGGCUGGGAAUCUGCCCAGUGAAGGAGACCCCCCCAAUUGUUUCCUGCGCCAAGAACUGUAAAGACAUGGUCAUUACAUCUGUGAUGAACAGAAAGCAGUGAGUGUGAGGAAGUGUAAGAGGAUGCUCCUGAUCUGCAGGGCCCAGUGCUGAGGAGGGUCCACAGAGUCAACUGGUGCCCACCAUGUCUCACCACCAACACUACCAGCGAGGGCCCCACGGCCGCACCUUGAGCUCUGAGGAGAGGGCCUCCAUGCCAGUCAACAAGACCUCCACGCCAGUUCACAAGAGCGCCUCCUCCUCAUCUUCUUCUCAGCGCGACAGCCGGCAGGAGGCAGACAGCUGGGAAAUCAUUGAGGGGCUGAAAAUUGGCCAGAGCAACGUCCAGAGGCCUGAUAAACACGAGGGUUUUAUGUUGAAGAAGCGGAAAUGGCCCCUGAAAGGCUGGCACAAGCGUUUUUUUGUUCUGGACAAUGGUAUCCUGAAGUACUCCAAGUCCCCUAUUGAUAUCCAAAAAGGCAAACUUCAUGGCAGUAUCGAUGUCGGCCUCUCGGUCAUGUCCAUCAAGAAGAGAGCCCGUCGCAUCGAUCUGGACACCGAGGAGCACAUCUAUCACCUGAAGGUCAAAUCUCAAGACAUCUUUGAUGCCUGGGUGUCCAAGUUACGUCAUCACCGGCUUUACCGACAGAAUGAGAUUGUGCGAUCUCCCCGAGAGGCCACCAUGCGAACGUUUCCUCCACCGGCUGCCAUGGAGUCCCCCCAGCCUGCCUGCAGUGUGGUACGAGAAGCCAAGCAGGCCAAGCCAAGCAGCUUGCCGUGGACGCCGGUGGCCCCCAGCAGCAACAGCAACAGCAGCCUGCCUGCUUCCUACAGUAACGGCCAGAGCAAGGUGGUCGCUUGGCUGCAGGAAUCAGAGGAGAUGGACAAGUGUGCAGAGGAGCUUGCACGAUGCCAGUCCAACCUGACUGAGCUAAGCCGGCUAUUGCAGAGUUUGGAGAUUCUACAGAGGACACAGUCAGCGCCCAACUUCACAGAUAUGCAGUCCAAUUGUGUAGAAUUGUCAAAGAAAGAAAAGCGCUUGAACAGAAGAUGGAGAACAAAAAGUGUCGGCAAAGAUGCAAAAUUCCAACUUCAGGUCCCUCUGUCUGCCAGCAUGUCCCCUGUCCGCCUCCACUCAUCCAACCCCAACCUGUGUGCCGAGCUGGUGGACUUUCAACCCCCUGUCUCCCGGCUGACAGACAGCGUAGAGUGUGCCAGUGACUACAUUAAACUUCAGGAGGAAUUCUGCACCAUCGCCCAGAAAGUCCACUCUCUGCUGAAGUCGGCCUUCAACACGGUGGCCAUAGAGAAAGAAAAGAUCAAACAGAUUCUGUCUGACCAGGACCAGUCUGACCAGUCAGCCCAGAUCAACUCUCUCAGGAAGUCUCUGUCACAGGCCCUGUCCCAAAACGCAGAACUUCGAACCCGACUCAACCGCAUCCACUCUGAAUCUGUCCUGACUGAACAAGUUGUCAGUGUGAACAUCAUCUCCACGCCUGAUGAGGCUGGAGAACAGAUGGGGAUCCCUCUGACUCAGCAGGCCUCUAAUGAGAGCCGACUCUCCAUGUCGGAGUCCGUCUCCGAGUUCUUUGACGCCCAGGAAGUGCUUCUGUCAGCCAGCUCUUCGGAGAAUGAGGGCUCAGAUGAUGAGUCAUACGUCAGCGAUGUGAGCGAUAACAUUUCCGAGGACAACGCCAGUGUGACUGAUAACGUCUCCAGACAAAUGGCCAACGGAGACUUUGCUGGCAGUGCCUUCCGCAACGGGCGUCGCAGCUGCCUGCCGGCGCCGUGUCCUGACAUCAGCAACAUCAACCUCUGGAACAUCUUAAGAAACAACAUCGGCAAGGACUUGUCCAAAGUGUCCAUGCCUGUGGAGCUCAACGAGCCCCUGAACACCCUGCAGCGCAUGUGUGAAGAACUGGAGUACAGCGAGCUGCUCGACAAAGCUGCCGAGACUGAGGAUCCCUUUGAACGCAUGGUUCUCGUCGCCGCUUUUGCCGUCUCAGGCUACUCAUCCACUUACUACAGAGCAGGAAGUAAGCCAUUCAACCCGCUACUUGGAGAGACUUAUGAAUGUAUUCGUGAAGACAAGGGCUUCUGUUUUUUCUCUGAACAGGUGAGCCACCAUCCUCCCAUCUCCGCCUGCCACUGUGAGUCCAAGAACUUCACCUUCUGGCAAGAUGUGAGAUGGAAAAACAAGUUCUGGGGAAAAUCGAUGGAGAUUUUACCGAUCGGCACAGUGAAUCUCAUGCUUCCCAGGUUUGGAGAUCACUAUGAAUGGAACAAAGUCACCACUUGUGUGCACAACAUCCUCAGCGGACGACGGUGGAUCGAACACUACGGGGAGAUCACCAUCAGAAACACAAAGAGCAGCGCUUGCCUCUGCAAACUUACCUUCGUCAAGGGAAACUAUUGGAGUUCUAAUGUGAACGAGGUUCAAGGAUUUGUGAUGGAUCAAGAGGGGAAAGUGAUUCACAGGCUUUUUGGAAAAUGGCAUGAGGGGCUCUACUGUGGUGUCCCACCUUCUGCCAAAUGUGUCUGGAGGCCAGGCUCCAUGCCCACAGACUAUGAGCUAUACUACGGCUUCACAAGGUUCGCAAUUGAACUGAAUGAGCUUUGCCCCGAAUUAAAAGAUGCUCUGCCACGUACAGAUGCUCGAUUCAGGCCCGAUCAAAGGCAUCUGGAGGAGGGGAACAUUGAGAUGGCGUCCCUAGAAAAGCAGCGCAUUGAGGACCUGCAGAGAGUCCGCAGGAAGUGGAACGAGGAGAACAACAUCAAACUGGAGCCACGCUUCUUUAGGAAAGUGGUUGAUGCCAAUCACAGGGAGAGGUGGGUGUCCAACAACACGUACUGGGAGCUCCGCAAAAACCCCGGCUUCAUCAAUAUGGAACCUACAGUAAACCUGUGGUAGCACACGAAUUGACACGUCCAUCAUAUCGUCAUUGCAGACGGGACGGCUGUUACCUAUGCACAAUAAGGUAUUAAUAGAAACAUGUUAAUAAUGAAGCAUCCGUGUGCAGGGAUACAAGCGACUGCAGAGCCGAGGGAUGGCCUGAUGCCCAGUGACCCUGUCGAGGUUCUGUGGCACUGCCACACGGCCAUCCAUCCAUGGAAACAUCCUUUAGGAUCACCUUCAUUGUGCUUGUGGAAGCUGGGUUGUCAGGGCAACAGUCGUACCACUCCUAUGUAGAUCUUUCCUCAGCUCCUUUGACUUCUGAGUAUGUCCUUGCCUUAAAAAGACACCCAUACCAGUCACACGAUUUAGCGCUUUUUCGUUAAAGCCAUUUGAUUUCUGACAGCAGUUUGGGUUAGAUUAGUCUCUGAAGUAGACCUUUCGAUUACCUAUGAUACCUACGUGCAUGUUUAGAGAGCAGCUUUCACUGGCAUAAAGCCGAAUUUACUAUAUCAUCAAUUAUUGUAGAAAAAAAAGAGGUAUUUUUAUAAAAUAUCUUCAACUCAGAAUUUAGUGAAAUAGUAUUAUGUGAACUGGCAGAUUUUAUUUAUUUUUGCCUUUUAAUACUGUGGAAUCUGUGUGAUAGCAGUACUGUCUCUCGGGAAAAAGCUCGUUUCAAAUGAAUCUCGACUGCAGCAGAGGAAACGUGGCAUCAGUAGAUGGAAUUUUUAAAGAAUAUUUUCAGCGGCUCUCAAAGCUGACCAUGUGGUGGAGGGAGAGGUAGGUAUUAAAAUGAAAAUCCUAUUCUGGUGUUUUGGACAUGUGAUGCAUCACACACCCACACCCUUUACAGAUGUUUUCUUUUUUUAAACAGUCAACACAGAUCUGUCGGGGAGUCCAGUUUCUUCUCGCAGUGGACAUUCUGUGUACACAGAGGAGCCCUCCCCUGCUGCACUGCCUAAUUUUAAACAUUGUUACAUGAAACCGGCUCCUCUGAAUCACAUGGUUACAUAAAUACACACAUCACUCCCUCCAUAUAUAGUGGGCACAUGAUAUAUAUGUAAUGGACUCACCAUGAUACCUUUAUCCAAAUCAAAUGUCCAGGAAAAUAUGGUGUAGUAGGUUGUACGGACUGUAACGCCCUCAGAAACACUGUGAUAUAUAAAUGGAAAUGUAAAGUGAAAUAGUCAAUUUUUUCCAAUAAGAGGCUAAAAACGUAUCAACGUCCAGCUAUGUAAACCUUGAGCUGCAAUGUGCAAUGCAUUUUAAAUGAUCAAAAAGUAUUUAAUUAACAAAAUACUUUAAAAAAUAUUGGAAAACUUAUGAGAAACCGUUUACCAAAGCCCCAGAUCAAUAUCUUGCAUUUACAUGCUUGUAAUAGCAACACAUUUUUUAAUUUAAAAUGAUAAAUAACAAAGAAAAGAACCUAUUACCAGCAGCUGUUUGGUAUUGUUCUUGAUUGAUAACCUAAACUAUUAAUCAAUCAUCAUAACUGGAUUUUUUAAUUAUUAAUUAAUUAAUUAGUUUAUCAUAUCAGCACUCCAUAACUCAUUCAGCCCAAAGCACACAGUUGAGUCCACACAGUUGAAACACCAGAGCCACCUACAGGUCAUCACAUUAAAAUGCAGUUUCAGGAUCAUGUGGAUACUCAACUUGCUUUGCCUGGGGGCCACUUUUGCAAAAUGGCAGGAGGUCAGGGGCCAGUUGAUUAAAAAACAAACAUUACAAUAUUUAUCAGCAGAUAAGUUAAAUGAACUGCUUCCUCUUCUUCAGUGGCAGCAGCUGUGCAGAGAUCAAGUGUUCGCAGAGGAGUUUCUAGAAUGUUUUGACAAUAAGAGUUUAGCCUGGACCUCUGUUCAGGGUUCCCAUGGUCAUGGAAAAUCUGGAAAAGUCAUGGAAUUUCACAAUAACAUUUUGCAGGCCUGGAAAGGUCAUACAAUUAGUAAAACAUCAUUGCAAGUUUUGGAAAAAUCAUGGAAUUUUAUUUUGUGUAAUGGAAUUGUUAUUCCUUGGAAAACCUUCUACAUAAUGUAACAUAACUGCAAUUUUUUUUCGAUAGCUGCUGGAAUAGCGUAGCUGCAAAUGUGUCGAUGUGUGACAGCGCUUCGUUUACCAUCAUGGCACGUUUCUUUAUUUUCUCCCCGUAUUCCCUCUCUGUCCUCGUUUGUGCCAGCUUGCGGAAAUUAUGUGUAAAAAUGUAUUAUGGGGUCCUUGAAAAGUCAUGGAAACAUUUGAAAUUAUGUCCAGAAAAAUGUGUGGGAACCCUGUCUGUUGGGGAGCCUUCCCUGGCACUUUUUCUUUGAUAAACAAGCUCUAGCAACAUUUUUUCAGUCAGAGAACAGAUAAAAACUCCCAGUGUGAAUCAGCGUCUUGUCAUUGGAAAUCAGAAAAAAGUUUGCAGGCCACCUGGCACCCUGUUGCAUUCCAGAUUUGGUCCACGGGCUGUGAGUUGAGUAUCACUUCUGUGGGUCAACAAUAAGCAUUGUCUGAAAUGUUUCAGACAUUAAAGUCAAACAUGUAUGUACAGUAACAAUUCUACUGUUAAAAAAUCAAAAUGUGAGUGAUUCCACAGAGACUUUACUGCUAUAAUCUGGACUUCUGCAAAGCACCAGUUACCUAUUUGCAGUUUGUGUUUUUAUGCAAAGCAGAUUAGCUUUAAUAACUAGUGUCCUCCUUUUGUGUUACAGAGCAGGAAAAUAAAACACUUGGCCCCUGAUUGAAAUCAGCCCCCAACACACACACACACACACACACACACACACACAAAUUACAUAGUCCCACAUUGUGUGGGAGCACAUUUGAGUUCCCCUCAUUCAGAAGCCCAGGGUGAGGACACUGAAGGAAGAAAAAAAUAAAUAAAUAUAAUAUGUAGAAUGAAAACUAUGUGAAGCAAAUCCAUCUUGCGUGCACUGUUCAUAUGGUACUGUAGAUUACAAACCAAAAAGGUAGUACUGCUUUGCAUCCAUAUCCUUUUUUAUCUUGUGUGCUUUUACUUUUGUCCUUGAUCACAGACUCAAUGCUACAACUUGUUAGCGUCAGUUUCACUUGCUGUGCCUUAAUGCAUUUAUUAAUGCCUCACAAACACAGUACUGACAAGAAUCCCCAUGCCAAGAAGGUAUGCCAUUAACAAACACAUUAUCCAGUCUGCACCUGCCUACAGAUCAUAAAUGAUACUGAAAGCGUUGAGGGUUUAGCUGUUGACGAAAUGUCUAAAGUCUUAAAGGGAAAUGUUUCUUUUGACAAUAGACAAGAAAAACUAAAGGUUUAACUGUAAAAUGCUUGCAGUGUUAAAAGAUGUUCUGCACUGCUCUGCGACUCGAACAUGCAACCAACACAUUUUUGGUGAUCACUGUAAAUACAGCACAUUUAGAAGAUGGGUCACUACUGCAAUAGCUGAUUCCCUUUUCCUCCUACAUCAGUGAUUUUUUUUAAAAGAGACUGAAUCUUGUGUGAGGAGGUAGGAGCAACGCUUUGCGUAGUGUUUGGUAUUGUAGAGUUGGACUGUAGUGGAUUAAAAAAAAAUCAUAAAAACCUCCUCAUGCUUUCUUCAUCCACUGUUCUACCUGCAUGUCUAGACAACUUAGCCUGCCAAUGAAUGUUGCAGAUGCCUUACAAAAAAAAGGUUUUUGUUUUCUCAAUUGGACACUUUUUUUUUUAUUUGUUUUGGACUGACGUAGAUCACGAAGCACUGUGUCAGCUCAGUUUCUUUCAAAUCUAUUUCCUGAUGGGUACCUUCUGAAGUGCAAUUUUAACAACGUACAUAUCUUUCCAUGAACACUGUACACUGCUGCUACAUAGUGCUUGUUCUAAUAAAACUGUAAAACUCAA